Messenger RNA from Scutellospora calospora, 346 nucleotides. The record is from the annotation of a GenBank genome assembly. Lineage: Eukaryota; Fungi; Glomeromycota; Glomeromycetes; Diversisporales; Gigasporaceae.
GGUCAUGUCUACAACACAACCUUCAACUGCCGAUCCAAAACGCCCUAAUAAUGUUGUUAAGUAUCAUAUACCAAAGAAAGAAUUAGAUGAAAUUGAUCCCGAUGUUUACGGAGUGGUAUCAAUUCUAUUAAGUACUGUUGGUCUUAUUAUGAAGAUAAAAUGGGCAUCGUGGGUCGCUUUAACAUUCGCAUUAAUUUCUUUAACAAAUGAAAAAGCUUCUGACCGAGAUCCUAAUUCUGGGCGUACGUCAUCUUAUACUGGUGUUUUAUUUUCUGCAUCAGGACUAGUUGUUAAUUAUAUGUAUUUAUUUAUUGGAAUUCCUAAUCCUGCUGCUAACAAAGCUUGA